UCAUUCUGGUUACUCUUCGCAGAUCCUUGUCGCCACCAUGCCCAUUUCCGUGCCCCCGAAGAGCAGGCGGGGAGCAGCUUGUUCCAUUCCAUCCUCCCCUGCUAGCUCCGAAGAUGAGGGGGCCGGGAAGUCUUCCACUUUCUCCCUGCUCUCCCCGAGUUUCCAUCAAAGUUUCCCAAGAUUCCACCGCAAGGAGCAAGAGGAAGAUGCAACAUCAGCUAGCAGGGGAAUGAGCAUCUCUCAAAGGAGUAAACACCAUAGUGUUGAACGCAUUAGAAAAAAGACUCCGCAAAAUCAAUCAGCUGUGGCAGGUAGUCUUUCACCUUGGGAAGAAUGGUUCCUUUCCAAAGAAAAAGAGUUACGUGCUCGCUUGCAAGCACAAGCUUUGGAGGAACUAAAUAUGCAAAUGGAGAAAAGAAAGGAAAAACAAGAACGUGAAAGGAAAAAAAUAAUUGCUGAAGUGAAACACAAGGAAUGGGUUCAGAAAAAAAACGAAGAGGUGAAAAGGGAAAAGAGAGCAAGAGAGCAUAAGCUCAGUAAAGAGAUGGCAGAAAAGGCAACUAAGGAACUUGAAAAAGCACAGUCAAAGGAAAAAGCAAAGGAGGUAUAUGAAGAAUGGCUAAAGAAAAAGAAAGCAGAAGAAGUUCUGAAGAAAAAGGAAGAGAAGGAAAAAGAAAGGCAGCUGGAAGCAGAAUUACAGGAGAAAAAAGAAAAAUCAGAGAAGAUGUUCAAAGAAUGGCUGCAAAAUACCAGAAACAAGCCCCGUCCAGCAUCAGCUAGCUAUGCCUAUACCAAUGGGAAACUUACCGGAUAUCCAGAUGGAAACGCAUAUCCAGAGCCAGCCUUUUACAACCCCAUCCCUUGGAAACCAAUCGUGCCUCCUUCUAAGGAAGAGAAGUAUGUUUCAAUGAAGAAAAAUAAGAGGCCUUUGUCAAGUCAUAUAUAUAGAUCUCCAGUGCUUUUUCAUAAAUCCAAGAAUAAACUUUAUGUUGGAUCAUUGUGCAGAAAUCAGAGAUAGCACAGUGUUCUGUUAGUUCUUUUACUUUAAGCACAAUACUGUAAUUUAAAAUGUAUUUUAAGGCCAGGUUUCGUAAGCAUAAUUAUUAAUGUUAACUAGCAUGUUUUGAUUUUGUUAUUGUUAAAUCAGACAAAAUAGGACAAAAUAAGUGACAAGUGUAGUUUUGUAUGUAUUAUAUUGUGAUCAUAUCUUAAUAAAAUGAUUAUCUUUACCCAGUACUCUGUAUUUUAGAUACCAUAUAUGUAAAUGCAAUUUCCUAAUUACAACUUCUUGAAGCUUUUGCUUCAAAAGGUUAAAACAAUGUCAUAGAAAAGAAAGAGCUGUUUCUUUUCUUCAGUAAAAUUAGAGCAGCUAUGUUUCACAAUUCUGUUGAGAAUUUUUUUUAAAAAAUCCAUUUGGUUCUGUUAACAUCUGUGAAAAUCAGUAGGUUUGAAUAUAAGUGCACUUGCCUAACAAAUUUGAACAGAGUGACAAUAGGAAAGCUUCUGAUACCACUUCUUUUAAUUUUUGUGAAAUCUUCCUUUACUGUACUUUGACUCGCUGCAGAAUAAACAGUAGGUAAUAUAGCAGUGUUAUAACUUAACUGUAUUACAUUUUC
Molecule: messenger RNA, 1616 nt
Organism: Eublepharis macularius
Lineage: Eukaryota; Metazoa; Chordata; Lepidosauria; Squamata; Eublepharidae
Gene: CCDC34
Product: coiled-coil domain containing 34
Exons: 6
Coding region: 38-1018 (326 amino acids)
Source: RefSeq, a predicted model, not a curated record